AUGAGUGUGAUAGGUAAAGAGAAGAGAGACUGAUUGGGUCUGAAUAAGUCAGCAACAGAGGAUAGCCUUGGUCCUGGGAGUUACCUUGGCACCUCUAAUAUUGGUAGCAGGAACAAAGGCCUCAAAUUUAGUAAUAAAUAGCUAUUCAAGAGCUUUGGAAGGAAUUCAAGGUUCUAGACCUAUUUUUGAUAUUAAGGAUUUAAAUGACUCUAAAGAUCAUGCCAAUACAGGAAUUAGUUCUCUUCAAAGUGACUUUAAAACUGGAGUUUCAGAAGUUCGAAAGAUGAGGGAAAGAAUAAAAUCUAUUCCUCGAAAUUGCAAGAAUAUCAUAUCUCCACGGCCAAACAACUCCUUUAUUUCAAAAGUCCAGCGGUUCUCGUUUAACAAAAAGGAGACUGAAUACGUGCCUGGGCCUGGGUCUUAUGCCCAAAAUAGCCAUUGGGAUAAUAAAGGCACUAUUAAAAUGCUGAAGGACAGAAGCGUACCUGAUCUCAGGGUCAGCAAAGAGUUUUCAGGCAGAAAUGUCAACCUUCCUAACCUGAAAAGUUUAUGCCUCGAUUACAUUAAUUCAGAGGGGUCAGAAUUCUUAAAAUUGAAACGGAUCUCAAAGAAUAAUUCUAUGAAAGAUGAUAGCGUUGGACCUGGCCAAUACAACCUCUCCAACAGCCUUCAAAGUGGGAUAAAGGUUAAUUGGCAUGCAUCCAAUACAAGUAGAGAGCUUCCUUCACUAAAGGCACUCAAGAAUCAAGAACCAGAUAUUGGCCCAGGGAAAUAUUUCCCUGUUUUUGGCAAUGAAGUCAGCAAUGCUAAAGCAGCUAGAAGAUCCCUUCAAAAUUUGUCUUCUCUACGAAAAUCUAAACAAGAGUUUCUUCAAAAAAUAAAGAAUAAAGCUAUUGACCAAGAGUCACUUAUUAAGCCAGUAGAGCUUAAAAAGGAUCUUCCAGGACCUGGAUAUUAUAAUAUAAAUUUUGAAAUACAAACUAGUACAACAAAACCAGAACAAUUCCAGUUCUUUGGAUCUACUUCGGAUAGAUUCCCUUCGAUAAGGAAAGACUUAGAAGAGAAUAACAUCAGCCCUGGAAAGUAUAGCAAAGAAUUUCCUGAAAAGAUAAAUUUUAAACUAAAAAGAGCAAAUAAGAUUAAAAAAGAGGUUCCUUUUGGUGCUUCUGAGGAUAGAUUUUACGAUAAAAUCUCUGCCGCUCCUCUCUCUAAUCCUGAACCUCCUGCCAAAACCCCUCAGAAAAAUCUCCAAAUCAAGAAGCCCUUCGUGGGCUCUCCGACCAAAAAGUUCCUUGAGGCUUUUCAAAACGCUGAUCUUUUCCCUCAAAGAUGAAGCUCAAAACCAACAAAUUUAAUAAAAAAAUAAA
Messenger RNA from Moneuplotes crassus, 1367 nucleotides. NCBI's taxonomy places the organism in Eukaryota, Ciliophora, Spirotrichea, Euplotida, Euplotidae. The record is from the annotation of a GenBank genome assembly.